Messenger RNA from Cherax quadricarinatus, 1706 nucleotides. It is a transcript of the gene SdhD, whose product is annotated as succinate dehydrogenase, subunit D. Gene Ontology annotation, molecular function: succinate dehydrogenase (quinone) activity; heme binding; ubiquinone binding. The record is from RefSeq and is a predicted model, not a curated record. Gene Ontology annotation, cellular component: membrane; mitochondrial envelope. Gene Ontology annotation, biological process: tricarboxylic acid cycle; mitochondrial electron transport, succinate to ubiquinone. Lineage: Eukaryota; Metazoa; Arthropoda; Malacostraca; Decapoda; Parastacidae.
UAAUAUGUGUAGAUCACCUAGGAUAACCCAUAAAGUCAGACAAAGUGAAUAAAGUUAAAUAAAGUGUGACCAGUUGUGGCCCUUAAGUCUUCACCUCCAACAACAACAAAUAUGGCGGCGCAGGUGGGUCUCAGGGGCCUCGGCAGACAUUGUAAAGUUGGAAGCUGCUUUGGUUCUUUACGGUUAAAUGGCCUGUAUCUCGUUCCUUCACGAAUAAUUCCACCAACAGCAACACAAGUUAGCUCUCAAGCCCUUGUUCCAUAUCAGGCAAAACCCUUCAGCGUAUCACCUGUUACUAAAGGUCCUCCUGAGAUCGAACAAGCUGGUCAUGACCAUGUUUUGCAUUGGACUGCAGAGCGAAUCCUUUCAGUGGUGCUAUUGGGUGCCAUCCCAGCAGCAGUGAUCUUCCCAACACCAUCUGUAGAGUACUUUCUGGCUCUUUCUAUAACUGUUCAUUCACACUGGGGCAUUGAGGCAAUUGUUAUAGACUACAUUCGACCUGGUACAUUUGGUAAAGUUAUUCCUAAAUUGGCAGUAGGUGCUGUGUCUGCUCUGUCUUUCCUUACCUUGGGUGGCCUUUGCUACUUCAUUUACACAGAUGUAGGCAUUGUCAAUGCUGUUAAGCUGCUGUGGAAAUUGUAGGAAUAAAAGAUGCAUUAAAGUACUGUACUGUAUGUAUUUAUGAAUUAAUGGGACUUUUAUACCUGUUAAUGCUAGCAGCAACAUAAAACAAUGCAGUAUUUUUUAUUCCAAAUUUUUUCUCAUUUUCAAGUCUGUUAAAUCUUAAAUUUCUGCCUACCAUUUAAAUUUGUUUUACAUAUUUUUUUUUUUAUAUUGCUGAUCACCACAUGACUUUAGAGCAGGCAUGAUUGAACUUACAGCUUGGUAAUAUUUUAAGCCGGCCUGUGGGGUGUUAUUUUAUGUAGCUGUUAUGUAGAAAUAUUUAGUUGUACCAUUUGUUUUGUUCCAAAACUUGUAGCGCUUCCUGGGAAAUGUAAUUUAUACAGUUUUAGCAUUUCUGCAUAAUAGUUACAUGAAAUGCUGAAUCAAAUAUUGCUCUGUGGGACAGAUUGAAACAUGACUGGAUUGGGGUUUGCCCAUGGCUGCUCUAGAGAUACAGUAGAUGUGCACAAGUAUAAUAAAUCUGUUACCUUCCUAGUUUUACCAACACCAUGUGCCCCAGUUGACAUCACUGGUAAUUUAAAGUUAAAGAUAAGCUUUACAAUAUGGUAUAAACCUUGGUAAUAAAUACCAACAAGUUGGUUUAGAAAAACAUGUAAGCAAACACUAGGACAUAUCAGAAAAAGUUUCGGUCCUUGGACCUUGAUCCCAGGACUGAAGAGAUCGAGGUCCCAGGACCGAAACGUUUUCUAAUAAAUGUGUCUUAGUGUUUGUGUACAUGUUUUUCUAAACCAAGCUUUACAGUACGUACUUAUUUUUCUGAAGUGGGAAGAUUGUAGAUUGAUUGUAUUUUAUUGAAAUUGUUUAUUUUAGCAUCAUAUAGACCAGACCAGCAAAAAUGUUUUAAGUUUAUUAUAUUAUGGAUCAUGAUUUCUAUUUUAUAAUUAAAAAUGUAUAAAUUUAUUCAUAAUGUACGGUAGUUCUGAAGGUAGUUUUUUUGUGAAUGAUAAUAAUAUGUAAAAAUUUUGUGUACAUUAUACAAAUUAUUAAUGAGCUUGUAUAUAUUAAUAAAGUAUAUACUUUAC